Necator americanus (New World hookworm) is the source of this 897-nucleotide messenger RNA. RefSeq lists its product as uncharacterized. NCBI's taxonomy places the organism in Eukaryota, Metazoa, Nematoda, Chromadorea, Rhabditida, Ancylostomatidae. The transcript has 8 exons. The record is from RefSeq and is a predicted model, not a curated record. Bases 1 to 897 code for a protein of 298 amino acids.
AUGAAAACUGACGAAGCUGUUUCGAAUGAGUUGAACGUGGUAAUGCUUGGAUCACCACAGAAAAAUAUUUUGUUUGAAAAAUUGUGUCAAGCUGCCACCAAAUAUGAACGACAUGUCCACUAUCCGGAUGUACAUUAUUUGACUGUGGAUUGUAACGGAAAACAAGAACUACUAGAAUUCACCGAUCCAGGACUUGCACACACCGGUGGUCGAGAAAUGGCGAUAAGACGUGCUGAUCUUGCGUUAUUGUUUUAUUCAGCGCUUUCGCUUAAUUCACUUCAUCAUUUACAAGCGCUCGAAGAGGAUUUAGCAUUCAAAAAGAAUCUUCCUUUACGUUUGGUUUGCGAUUCUGAUGAGGUUGUUGAGGAUGAAGAGGACGGCGAAUCCACAGGAAUUAGUUCAGUUUCGGAAGGAUAUGAAUCCGAUCCAGAACGAGAAGGUCGUAUUCGUAGACGGAAUUCUAUGGAUAAAAUCCGGAAAGCACACGAAGAUGGUGGAAUGGCAGUUGAGCAGGGUCAACAAUGGGCGAAUGAAAUGGGCCCGAAUUGUGAGUUUAUCACGAUUUCUUCAUCGCAAUUCAGUGAUGGGAAGAUUUUCCUGGAACAAAUAGUAUCUACAAUAAGGAAUAAUCGAAGAGCGAGAGGUGUUUCACUGAUAAAACGAUUGAGGUCACGCGACAAGUCGUCGCCAAGAAAUCCUGAAAAGACAUCACCACGAAAAACUACGUCACCGAAACUUACAAAAGGUUCACGUGAGAGUUCGAAGUCGAUUGGGAGUUCAAGCUCAGGCGACCAUGAGAACACGUCUAAAUUAUUAUUAUUAUUAUUAUUAUUAUUAUUAUUAUUAUUAUUAUUAUUAUUAUUAUUAUUAUUAUUAUUAUUAUUAUUAUUAUUAUAA